Molecule: messenger RNA, 732 nt
Organism: Eruca vesicaria subsp. sativa (arugula)
Lineage: Eukaryota; Viridiplantae; Streptophyta; Magnoliopsida; Brassicales; Brassicaceae
Source: the annotation of a GenBank genome assembly
AUGGCGACUUCUUCUAUCACCAUACCAACCAUUCGUGGAACCAAGUUUCUCGGCCAGACACAUCUCUUUUCAACUCCAAACAGAUCAGUUUUCCCGCCUCAAAAACAGCUAUCAAACGUUCAAAGAGUAAAGGCCAUGGCUAAGUUCAACCUAUGGGAAGUGAUGGGAGGAAGAGGCUUAUGCAACGGAGAGAAAGGUAUUGAGAAGGAGCUCCAGAGAAACAUAGAGGAAGAGACUUCAAAGACUGAGAACGAGACCAAGAAAGAGAGUGAUGACAGUAACUUGUCGUUUAAAGUACCAGAAGACGGUUUCGAGAAAGAGAUGAUGGGUCUCACCGGAGGCUUCCCCGGCGGCGAAAAGGGACUCAAAACGUUCAUUGAACAAAACCCACCACCUCCACCACCACCACCAACACAACCACCUUCGAAGCAAGGAAGCGAUGUUUCAGCUAUAGAGAAGAAGCCGAGAGCUCCGGAGUUACCUCUUCUAAUGCCGGGGAUGAUAGCAAUAGUGAAGAACACGAACAGUCCUUACCACAUGUACUGUGGGAUAGUGCAGAGGAUCACGGACGGGAAAGCUGGUGUGUUGUUCGAAGGAGGGAACUGGGACCGUCUGAUAACGUUCAGGCUUGAAGAGCUCGAAAGAAGAGAGAAAGGUCCACCUGGUAAGAAUCCAAAGUCUUGUGUUCUUGAGCCUCUUAUUGAACAGUUGCAAAAUGAGGCUGCACCAUAA